AUGAUUGUUCAGGAGCCAAUACAGGUUAUCGUUUGGGAUUGUCUGAAUAAUUAUGCAUACGACAACGCUAUUUUUCUGGCUGAGAGAUUACAUGCUGAAGUUGCUUCUGAAGAGACUGCUUUUCUAUUAGGAACAUGUUAUUACAGAGCUGGAAGAGUAAAUGAAGCUCAUCAUUUGUUGCAAAACAUGUCAUUAGCCUUGCCACAAGCCAGAUUCCUUUUAGCCAAAUGUUCCAUUGAUUUAAAAUCUUUUAAAGAUGCAGAGAAAGCCUUAGGAUCUAAUUUAGAUAUUGUUGCUUCUGAAUUUGGUGAACAAGCUCCGUAUGCAUUACAACUGCUCGCCAAAAUAUAUCACAUUACUGAAAGAAGAAGUAAAGCAGCUGAGGCACACAGGAAAGCACUAUCACUGAAUCCAUUCAUGUGGAAAUCAUUUGUACAACUAUGUAAUAUGGGUGAGAAAAUAGAUCCCCACCAAGUUUUCCAAAUGAAUAACACUGACUUUACAUUUGGUGUAACAACAUUAGUAAAUCUAGUCAGCAAUUCUGAAAAUAUAUCAUUUGUGAAUAGUAACAUUCCUAAUAACACAGCUAUUAAUUCUAAUGUCACACCAAAUAAUGCCACAAGAACCCCCAUGACAAUGUCAACAAGCAUCACUCCUGAAACACAAGCACCUAUAAAGAGAAUGCAUAGUGUAUUCAGCGGCAUGGCACCUAUUCCAUUCUCUCCUUCAUUUGGCAUGUUGCCGAUGGAAGAAUCUCCCGUUUUAUAUACUCCAACACUUACUGACUCCAAUGAGCAAAAAGCUAUACCUAAGAUAGUAAAUUCAUUAAGAGCACAAAUGGGGCAGUUAAAAGAUGCAGUGUUCAGUCCAGCUCCAAGAUGUACCCUUGGUCCAGCUCCGCGACGUUCAUCCAGACUCUUUAGUAAUAAUAACAGCAGUUAUUCAGUUAAAGAAAACAAUAAAUCACCAAGCAGAAAAUUUGUAGCUCCUAAGAGUCCGUCAAGAAAAAAUAAACAGCGUGCAGCCAAAAAUAUUAAAAGUAAUUCUGUGGAACCCAAUGAAAGAAAUAAAGGCGUUGAAACAGUGACAUCCACAAUCCCACCAAAGAAUUCAAAUGGUAUAGCUUUGUUAAAUUUAAUGCGAGAGUUAGGAGAGGCUUAUAAAAGUCUUGCAUUCUUAGACUGUAAAAAUGCUAUAAAGUUAUUCCAAGACACUGCACCUAAGCAACUUGCUUCACCAUGGGUGCAGACAAUGAUAGCCAAAGCACAUUACGAAUUGGCACAAUAUGAGGCAGCUGCAAAAAUGUUUGCAGAAAUUAGAAAACAGUACCCAAAUCGCACAGAAGGAAUGGAUAUUUACAGUACAUGUUUAUGGCAUUUACAAAGAGAAGCUCAAUUGUCAGCAUUGGCCCAAGAAUUAGUAGAAUUGAACAGAAAAGAUCCUAUUGCUUGGCUUGCAGCUGGAAACUGUUUUUCACUCCAUAAAGAACGUGAAACAGCUUUGAAGUUCUUCAAGCGAGCUGUACAGUUAAAUCCUGAUGCAGCUUAUGCACAUGCUUUAUUGGGUCAUGAGUAUGCAGUAGCUGAGGAAACAGACAAGGCUCUAGCAAGUUUUAGAGCAGCAGUUAGUAUUGACCCACGAAAUUAUGUAGCGUGGUUUGGGAUUGCUACAGUAUAUGCACGACAAGAACGCUGGAAGCCUUCAGAAGUACACAUACGGAGAGCUCUUACUAUACAUCCACACUCUGGAGUCUUAAGGUGCCAAUUAGGAUUAGCACAAGCUGCAUUGGGCAAAAUGGAUCGAGCUCUUGCUACCUUAGAGAGAGCAGUUGCAUUAGACACAGACAACCCAUUGUGUCGUUUCCAUCGAGCAUCAGUAUUAUUGCGUGCAGGCAGACCAGAUGAUGCUUUAGUAGAUCUACAUCAUUUGAAGGACAUUGCACCAAGAGAAUCAUUAGUAUAUUAUUUACUUGGUAAAGUCCAUAAUAUGUUAGGUAAUUCCCACUUAGCACUCAUGCACUUUAGCUGGGCUACAGAUCUAGAUCCCAAAGGUACAGGUGGCCACAUUAAAGAAGGUUUUGACCCAUCUAAACAAGAAGAUCCUCCUGAAAAAGUAUAA
Arctia plantaginis is the source of this 2118-nucleotide messenger RNA. NCBI's taxonomy places the organism in Eukaryota, Metazoa, Arthropoda, Insecta, Lepidoptera, Erebidae. The record is from the annotation of a GenBank genome assembly.